UUAUUCUUAAUGUAAUAAGUUUAUUCGUUACUGAAAAAUGUUAUGCAUGCUACAAUUCGAAAGAUUUUUGUCUCCAAAUUUAAGAAUCUUUUGAGUGAGGGUUUUUUAUAUAGUGUGAAGGAUUUCAAGGUUACUGCAAGUACAGGGGAGUAUAGGCCUGUUUCAACUGCGUAAAAAAUUAUUUUUCAUCGUAAUACUUUAGUGAUGAAGUUAGAAGAAGGAAGCAUUAAGAUUCCAACUCAUGGAUUUCAAUUCAUAGCUCAAAAUUUGAUUGAUUCACGUGUUAAUGACCACACAAUCCUCUCAGAUAUUGUUGGAUGUUUAUGUGGUGUGAGAGACCUUGAAAUUAUUAGUGGAGGUUGGAAAAAAAGAGACCUAAAAGUUAUAACAGAUUACUCAAUCACUUCAAAAAUUACUUUAUGCGGUAAGUUGGCAGAGAUGUUUGAUAUGAAUGUGUACAAAAAAGAUGAGGGCCAUUUUAUUGUGAUAGUAACUUCUACGACAAUUAAACAAUUUCAAGGUCAUUACUAUAUGUUCAUCUCAAUAUUACAUCAAAAAAAAUUUUACUAUGUCUUUCAAUUAUAAUUUACAUGAUUUCACAAUUACUAUAAAUAGGUGAAAAAAGUUUUUCUUCAACAAGUGCUACACAAUUAUACAUAAAUCUAGAAAUAGAUUAUGUAGCAUUUUUAAUUGAACGAUUUUCAACUGUCGUUAAUGGGGUGCAAGAUAUUGGAAGCUCUAAUGUGAAUGAGGUAUCACUUGAGGAAGAGAUGUUCAUCAAUCGAAUGAGCAUUAAAGAACUGCUAGAGGCUGAAUGGGAUGAUAAAUUGAAGGGAAUUUUAAUUUCUAUUCAUUUUCUCUUCUCUUAACUAUUGUUGUAUUAUGUGAAUUAAUAAAGGCAAAGAUUAUUGAAAUAGAUACUACAUUUAAAUGGUAUUAUGUGUCUUGCAAAACGUAUUUGAGAAAGGUUGAUUACAAAGAUGGUGUUUAUUAUUGUGGCCAUUGUAAAAAAAUGUG
Messenger RNA from Cannabis sativa, 1017 nucleotides. RefSeq lists its product as uncharacterized. Bases 205 to 585 code for a protein of 126 amino acids. The transcript is spliced from 3 exons. The record is from RefSeq and is a predicted model, not a curated record. Lineage: Eukaryota; Viridiplantae; Streptophyta; Magnoliopsida; Rosales; Cannabaceae.